AAUAAAAGUUUUUCAUGAUCUUCCUAAAAACAACCCUCUUUCAUUUUAAUAACAGAAGAGGUGGCAACAUCUGUCGUUCACUAUUGUCAAAAUCUGUAAGAUAUGGCGACAUUUUUCAGGUUAGGUAGCCGCCAGGUCCUCAAUCAUUUCCUGAGAAAUGAAAAAGUGGGCAUGUUAUCGCUUGUUCGGCCCGUGACUCUAAAGGCUCAACCCGCUUGUCCGCCGAAAGAAAUGGGUCAUGAUGAGCGUAAUAUGAAAUUAGGAAGGCCCCAGUCUCCACACUUGACAAUCUAUGCUCCACAAUUAACUAGUAUGUUAUCGAUUUCCCAUAGAGCUACAGGGAUGAUUUUGGCUGGGUACACCAUAAUGUGGGGUUUAGGAGCGGUAGUUUUGCCUGACAGCAUUCCCUGCUAUCUGGAAGAUUUAGCUGCUGCCAAUGUUAGCAGUAUUCUUUUGUGUGGGACGAAGUUUAUGUUAGCUUUUCCUAUGACUUACCACUUCUGGAAUGGUAUCAGACAUCUUAUGUGGGAUAUGGGGUUAUUCCUCACCUUGAAAGAAGUGUAUGCAACUGGAUAUGUGAUGUUGAUUUUGGCUUUGGGAUCUGCUAUUGCUCUUGUCUCAAUGUAGAUGUAGAUGUAUAUUUUGUUUUAUUGUAAAUUAUUGUAUUUUGAACGAACGGUAUUCAAAAGAACUUAAUAAAUUAUUUGUUUAUUAAAAUAUAUAAAUCAGUUAUAAUAGUUAA
Messenger RNA from Zophobas morio, 742 nucleotides. Its product is annotated as succinate dehydrogenase cytochrome b560 subunit, mitochondrial-like. Gene Ontology annotation, biological process: tricarboxylic acid cycle; mitochondrial electron transport, succinate to ubiquinone. Bases 103 to 627 code for a protein of 174 amino acids. Gene Ontology annotation, molecular function: oxidoreductase activity, acting on the CH-CH group of donors; electron transfer activity. NCBI's taxonomy places the organism in Eukaryota, Metazoa, Arthropoda, Insecta, Coleoptera, Tenebrionidae. The record is from RefSeq and is a predicted model, not a curated record. Gene Ontology annotation, cellular component: membrane. The transcript has 2 exons.